UUGAGAAGGAAAAAUUGAUUUGGUAAUGCUCGACCCCUUUUCUUUUUCUUGGUUUCGAAGUGUCAUCGUCACUCUCAUUCCAAGUACAAACCAUCAUCUUUUGCUCCCUCUUUCUCGGUGUGAUUAUAUCAUAUGAAAAUUCAAGAACCAAUCUUAAACCUUUCCUUUUUUAGUGAUAAUCCUGUUACGCUUAUCUAAGUAUAAUGCCAACACACUUUCUCUGGGGAAAUCUUUUCUUACUCAAACCCUUCUAUAUUAAUCCCUCUUUCCCAUAUCCAAUUUUGCAUUAGAUACGCUGAUUUCUAUAGGUAACUUACCUUUGUUGAAUAUGGCUGAUGCUAUGAACCUCCAACCGUCAUUGCACGAAGGCAGUGUUCUUGACACUCCAAAAACUGAAAUUCAGGUACGUUUCAGAUUUUGAAUCAUAAAACACGUGGAGAGAACGGUAACACGCGGCUUUAAAAGUAUUUUGACUCUUCCUGAGAAUUGCCUUUUAAGUGUCUCUUUGUUAUAAAAAAUCUAGGUCUGAGUUGUUUCUCUGGCGGAGAAAAUAAGGGGGAUUCUUUUAAGCACUCUUAAGAGAUCAUCAUUUUUCCUAUGGCAGACAAGGAGUCCUCAGGGCCAAUUCCUGAUCGCUGGAAGUUGGUUGUCAAAAAGAAGAAGGAUGGGUCUAAUCUUUCGUACUACACAUGUCCCGAGAGUGGGCAAAAGUUCUACUCCUAUGAAGAUCUCAUGCGAUAUGUGAAGUAUGCAAAAGCUGCUAAGCUCUCCAUCUAUGCUGAUGAUUUCUUUCCCAUAAAACCUGCCCGCGGCCGCAGGUCAAAGAAAAGAGCUAGCACGCCCGAACCGAGCGCAGACUCAAACUCGGACUCGGGUGAUGUGACAUACAAACUGCCUCCCAUUGAUCAGUUUGACUGGUUUGAGGAUGAGCCGAGUCUGGGAGAGUCUGCCAAACAAUUUGCAUACGGCGGAGCUUCAAAUGAAGGUUGCAGCUCUGGCAUGGGAGAUGCCAAGAAACAGAAGAAAGCAGGGGAAGAUGGUGCAGGUGAAGGUUGA
Molecule: messenger RNA, 1056 nt
Organism: Hibiscus syriacus
Lineage: Eukaryota; Viridiplantae; Streptophyta; Magnoliopsida; Malvales; Malvaceae
Exons: 5
Coding region: 598-1056 (152 amino acids)
Molecular function (GO): DNA binding
Source: RefSeq, a predicted model, not a curated record